AACUGUUUUUCGAAGCUCUGGCUGCCAUUCGACUCCUCGCUCUAUCUAGGAACUGUAGAUUCCCCAAUCGAUAUCGUCCUAAUCAAUUCGGGUAUCCCAAGUCUUUUUCGAGUGCAGCAGCCAGGAUGGUCAGAGUCGCGAUUGCGGGAGGGACUGGUGGGUUAGGACGAGCAGUUGUGGAGGAGAUCGUUGCGACAAAGAAGCACGAUGUCUUCUUGAUAUCUCGGACUGAGGACGUCAAGGCUUUCAAAGACGACCCAAACGUCAAGGUCCUAGCCAUCGACUACGACUCCCCAGAAGCCAUUGCCUCAAUUCUAAAAUCCAACAACAUCGACACCAUCAUCUCCACCCUAGGAAUCUUCAAGGAAGAGCACCAGAAGGCGCAAUUCAACCUGAUUGACGGAGCGGUGCAGUCAGGGACCGUGAAGCGCUUCACGCCCUCGGAAUUCGGACUCGACUAUGUCCAGAACAAGAAAGACGGCGUCGGCAUCCCCUCGGAAGCCAUGCGCGACCUCAAGACCGGCACCGUGGAGAAGCUCGAGGCCUCGCCGCUCGAAUACACCCGCUUCGUGUGCGGCUUCUUCCUCGACUACUUCGGGUACCCGCACUACCCGACCUAUCUGCCCUACAUGGGUAUUAUAUUGGAUAUUGCGAACGGGGUGGCGGCGAUCCCUGGAGAUGGCGAAGUGCCCGUCACAUUCACGCUGACGCGGGAUGUGGGCAAGUUUGUGGCGGAGAGCUUGAGUUUGGAGAGCUGGGAGCCGACGAGCAUUAUUAUUGGUGAUAAGGUCAAGUUGAAUGAUAUGCUGAAGUGGGCGGAGGGGGCGACGGGGAAGAAGUUCGAUGUCCACUAUGAUGAUGUGGCGAAGCUCAAGACCUACCAAGUCACGGAACUCCCGUCGAACGUGCCGCGAUACGCGUUCUUCCCAAAGCCUAUGAUGUUCGGCAUGUUGGCUAUGAUGGGGCUCGGGAUGGCGGAAGGGCACUUCGAUUUCAAGGGGCCGACGCUGAAUGAGAAGCUGCCGCAGGUGAAGACGACCAAGGUGAAGGACUUUUUGGAGGAGUAUUGGACGGGGAAAUAGAUGGGGAAAGAGAGCACUGAAGAUGGUAGAAAAGAAGACAGCUGGGAGACAUAGAGUAG
Molecule: messenger RNA, 1141 nt
Organism: Mytilinidion resinicola
Lineage: Eukaryota; Fungi; Ascomycota; Dothideomycetes; Mytilinidiales; Mytilinidiaceae
Product: NAD(P)-binding protein
Exons: 4
Coding region: 126-1082 (318 amino acids)
Source: RefSeq, a predicted model, not a curated record